GAUCACCGCGUAAUCCCAACGUGUGACCGCGCGUCUGGAAGGAAGCCACACGGAUCCUUCUCACCAGCGAAGCAUAAUUGCAGAUAAAAACCAACGCCGCCCUCCUCUCGCCCGACCAACUGCAAUCCGCAGUCUGCAAACCACUCUCCCCAUAUUCGACUCAACAACCUCAAGUUCUUUUUCGGCAGACACAGCUUCUUACGGUUCUGCAACAACCCUCUUUCGCACCUCACACCUCAAGACCUCACAAUGCAAUUCAGAACCCUCGCCCUCCUCACGGCCUCCGCCGCUCUCGUCCAAGCACAACAGGAGACCAGCAUCCCCGGUCCCGCUGAACCCGCCCCCUCCUGCGCUCCCGUCAACUGCCUCGUACCUCCAUGCCCAGUCAAGUGCUUCACCAUCACGGUCCCUGUCGAUACACCCACGGGUUCAGUCACCAUUCUGCCCGUGCCCUCGGACGACACGUCCACCCACUGGACUGACUCCCACACCAGCACUGCAACGAGCACCAGUGUAAGCGUCACCUCCACAUCCACAGCUACGGCCGUUACCCCGCCGGCCGCGCCGUCCGUCUCUUCCGCGGGCUCUUCGUCGUUGACCACGGUCUCCCCUGUUGCCACCCAAACGGGCGCUGCAUCGGCCCCAAGCAGUGACGGUCAAGCUUUGAAUGCUGGCUCGGCCAUCUCCUGCAUGAUUCUGUCCGCAUUGGGCGCCGGGUUUGCUUUGAUCGCUUAGGAAGCCUCUCUGCUCUGCUUUUGGGCGUAAUCCCGACCCGAAAACGAUUUUUUGCCACAUCAUAGACUAGUACCACGGACUAGUACCACAUCUCUGAUUCUUUUGUAUAUAGAUUCAGCAUCACGGCGUAGAGAUCUGUUUUUCCCCAUAUUCAUAUAUCAAACAUCUCACUCGCUGGUCAUGAUGGACUUAGCAUAGUCGUUAGCAUCAUACCUUUUCCGCAUGUCGAAGAGAGAUCUCUCCUUCCCUGUAUUACAUAAUAUCAUGUUCAUCGUCGUUGGCCAUCAA
Molecule: messenger RNA, 1023 nt
Organism: Fimicolochytrium jonesii
Lineage: Eukaryota; Fungi; Chytridiomycota; Chytridiomycetes; Spizellomycetales; Powellomycetaceae
Exons: 1
Coding region: 250-735 (161 amino acids)
Source: RefSeq, a predicted model, not a curated record